AUGAAGCUGUCCAUUUGUUUCUUAUUAUUUUGUGCUGCAUUGAGUGCAGGGGCAACUAACAAAUCCCCAGAGCACACCGACGACACCGUAAAAGCACCGUCAGCGGGAAGAAUUUCCGGAUUUGGGCUGGAGAUUAUAAUGACUAAAUUAAGCUACAUCGAUCGUAAAUUAUUCAAACUUCAAUCAGAUCUGGAUCAACACCGGGAACAGAUGGAACGGAACCAGAAAUGUCACGAGAAAACGUCACCAACUGCAACAACUACAUCACCGAACAAAGUAAAGUUACCUUCUUACUCAUCCUGUAGGAACGUGCCAACGAAAGUUUCGGGAGUGUAUCUUAUCAGCGUAAACAACAACAGUGCACCGUUCAACGUUUAUUGUGAGCAGGAGAAAUACGAAGGAGGCUGGAUUGUAAUGCAGCAUCGGUUUGAUGGUUCCGUUGAUUUCUAUCGGAACUGGGCCGAAUACCGAGAUGGUUUUGGCCAGUUGCACAGCGAAUUUUGGCUCGGAUUGGAGCGAAUUCAUCAACUCACAACUGCCCGUGCACAUGAAAUCGUAAUCGAGAUGGCAGACUUUGAAGGAAACCACGGGUUCGCUCGCUACAAUGCGUUCCAAGUAGGGAGCGAGAGUGAAAAGUACGAAUUAAAAUCCCUGGGAUCGUAUAGUGGCACGGCAGGUGACUCAUUAUCGUACCAUGAAAAGGGGAGGAAGUUUUGUACAAAAGAUCAUAAUAAUGACGGCAGACCCGAGUACCAUUUCGCCGUUCGUUAUGAAGGUGCUUGGUGGUAUGGUUCUGGUGGUGGCUACUCGAAUUUGAACGGUCGGUACAAGAAUACUGUCGAUGUGAAAUCAAAUUGGUGGUUCCGUUUCAAAACUCCUAACGGACAUCAUCCGCUGAGCUUCACCAGGAUGAUGAUACGGGAAUUGUGA
This is a messenger RNA of Anopheles aquasalis, 930 nucleotides long. Its product is annotated as fibrinogen-like protein A. Lineage: Eukaryota; Metazoa; Arthropoda; Insecta; Diptera; Culicidae. The record is from RefSeq and is a predicted model, not a curated record.